Messenger RNA from Scatophagus argus, 1055 nucleotides. RefSeq lists its product as uncharacterized. The coding region runs from base 136 to 876 and encodes 246 amino acids. The transcript has 4 exons. The record is from RefSeq and is a predicted model, not a curated record. NCBI's taxonomy places the organism in Eukaryota, Metazoa, Chordata, Actinopteri, Scatophagidae.
CUCACAGGAUACAAAGGUCAAGAAAAUAUGACUGUUUUAUUGGUGUAACUUUGGUCCUUUGUUUCCACAGCAGGUAAACUGCAGUCAAAGAUUUCUUGUUAUUCAGAUCUGUUGAAAACAUCGACAACUGACACCAUGUUCAGGUUUUCUUUAAUCUACUGUGUUGUCCUGGUAUUUGGCGUCAUAGCAAAGCCAUAUAAACCUUGGAAUGAAGUUAAAGAUGAAGCAUUCCAGGAUGUUGUCAUGUCCAUAAAUGACAGAGGUAAGAUGUCCUGGGGAAUCGAAGUGGAGCCACCAGAGGACAGGGAUGAGGCUAAAUUUGACAUCGACCCUCGCAUGAUGAUUCACAAGAAAGCCGAAGAAGAUCUAGAUGAGCUGUACCACCCUUCAGUGGUUGAUCUUGACGUUCAAGUCCAAAACCUGCGGGCCCAAGAUGAAGCUGACGUCAAGGGAGAGCAGGAACAUGCCAACAUCAGGUACCAUCAGGAACCAGAGGAGGAUAAUGAUGACAUCGACCACCCUGUUUUCAGUGAGGUGAACUCAGAAGAACCUGAGCAGGACUUGGAUGACAGAUAUUCGGACCCACUGAUGGCUGCAUACAGAGCUGGCGUAGAGGUCCAUGUUGAACCUGAGAAGAAUGAAGACGAGUUGUAUCAUCAAGACGACCAGCGAUCUCUUGUGCGGACGGCGGUCAGAGAUGAAAGUCAGGUCAGAGUUCACCCUCUUCCCGAAGAGGACAUGGAUGACCUGUACCACAAAGAUGUCGCACAGCCCAUCCCUUACCAAGGAGAUACUGAAGCUGCCGCUCCUGAUGUGCCGUCUCAGAGGAUGUACAGCCAACCAGAAGAAGAUCUGGAUUAUCUCUACCACCAGUAAUCCUCCUAAAUAACUCAGUCUGUUUAUAUCCUUAUCAUUUCAAAUCGGACACAGCUGAUAUACUGUAAACAAGAGAAAAAUAAUCAUCUGAUUCCAUUAAACUGUUAAAAAGACAUCUAAACACAUCUAAAUCUCAGUGUCACUCAUAUGUAUCCUGAUGAUAAAGAUACUUUGACACA